Grosmannia clavigera kw1407 is the source of this 2847-nucleotide messenger RNA. Its product is annotated as class 5 chitinase 1. The record is from RefSeq and is a predicted model, not a curated record. The transcript is spliced from 3 exons. Gene Ontology annotation, molecular function: hydrolase activity, hydrolyzing O-glycosyl compounds; chitin binding. Gene Ontology annotation, biological process: carbohydrate metabolic process. Lineage: Eukaryota; Fungi; Ascomycota; Sordariomycetes; Ophiostomatales; Ophiostomataceae. Bases 1 to 2847 code for a protein of 948 amino acids.
AUGAAGCCCUUCUGCAGUCUUGUAGCCUUAGCUGGACUAGCCAGCUUGGGUGUUGCUCUGGUACCGCAGCCAUUCAAUGCCAAAAUUGAAGAUACUGGGCCGUGGGCAGUUAACUUGGACAUUAGCUCUCAUUCUUUCCUCAAGGCUAGGAGUCUGCCGACUGGCACAUGCAAUGCCGAAACCCCUUACGAAAAUGAUGCAUGCUGCGGCAGUGAUAACCUCUGUGGCUAUUCGCCCAAGUCUUGCAGCACAGGGUGUCAGCACAAUUGUGAGUGUCUUUAUACUGUAUCUUGUUACAUUCACUUAUUGACAAUGUCUCCAGGCGACGCGAAAGCAGAAUGCGGCCCAUAUGCAGCGGAGGGUGAACAGAAAUGCCCACUCAAUGUGUGCUGCUCGGAAUUUGGCUUUUGUGGAUCAACGUCCGAGUUCUGCACUUGGAAUAACACGGCAGACCCGAAUUAUUCCAAAUGCGAUACUGCAUAUGGCGGCUGUGGCUCUGUAGACAAACCGUCAUGCUCCUCUGGUGGAAAUGGGGCUUCCAAGCGCAACAUUGGCUACUACGAGUCGUGGGCCAACACGAGGACAUGCCAAAAUGUGGCUCCCGAAGAUCUGAACCUGGAUGGUUUCACCUCGAUCAACUUUGCUUUUGCCUUCUUCGAUCCGGCAUCCUUCACCAUCACGUCUAUGGACUCUAAUGCUGCUUCUCUUUGCAGCCGAUUUACAGCAUUAAAGGAUAAGAAGCCGGGAUUGAAGACCUACAUCUCCGUCGGCGGUUGGUCGUUUACGGACCCCGGCGCCACCCAGAAGGCCUUUAGCAACAUGGCCAGCUCGUCGGGUAAUCGCGAGAAGUUCAUUAACGGUCUUGUCAACUUCAUGGACACAUUUGGCUUCGAUGGUGUUGACCUUGACUGGGAAUAUCCGGGUGCCGAUGAUCGCGGAGGCGUGGAAUCCGACACGGCCAACUAUGUCGCUCUCGUGGAGCAGAUGCGUCAAGCCUUCGGGACCAAAUACGGGCUUACUGUCACAAUCCCUACAUCAUACUGGUACCUGCAACACUUUGACGUCGAGAGCAUGCAGACCCACAUCGACUGGUUCAAUCUGAUGGCCUAUGACCUGCACGGUACCUGGGAUGCGCAGUCCAAGUAUGUUGGGCCCUACAUUGCCCCACACACCAAUAUCAUCGAGAUCGAUGCCGCGCUGGAUCUGUUGUGGCGUGCAGGUGUGGAUUCAAAAAACGUCGUCCUGGGACAGGGUUGGUAUGGCCGCAGCUUUACUCUCAAAGACUCGAGCUGUAGCACUCCCAACGGAAUGUGUGAGUUCAAAGGCGGGGCCGACCCUGGCCCUUGUUCCAAGGCAGCCGGUAUUUUGGACUGCGAGGGGAUUGCGGACAUCGUUUCCAAGAAUAAUCUCGACCCUUGGGUGUCGUAUGACGACAAGGACACAUUCAAGCAGAAGAGAGACUUUGCCAACAAACGCUGUCUUGGUGGACUCAUGGUUUGGGCCAUGGAUCAGGUCGAUCAGACAGCGGAGAAUGGUUUUGGCGGCGCGGCAGCAGCGGCUGGUGCCGCCGUGUCCUUAAGUCAGCAGAAAGAUGCCAAUAGCAAAUCUAGCGACAUGCUGGCUGGGUUGAAAUGCUACGUGUCCGAUUGCACUUCUUCAUGCAAGGCUGGGACGGUGCAGGUGGCGCAAUUCAAUGGUCAGCCAGGCCAAAUUAGCACUAGCCAACGCUGCAGCAAAAAGAAAUACAGAAGCCUGUGUUGCGACUCCUCAACCACCAUGGGGACCUGCCAGUGGCGUGGCUAUCGUGGUGCCGGCCUGUCUUGCAUCAAAGGCUGCGCCGAUGGUGAGACUGAGCUGACGACCAACACCAACGAACAUGAGAGCAAGAAGGGGGACAAGAACUGCCACGGAGGACUGCAAAGUUUCUGCUGUUCCGGCUACAAGCCUACGUCGUCGAGUCUGGAGGAUGACCUGAAAGAUGCAGCCAAAGCAGCAGCCGAGGCGGCGGCCGAGCAAGCUGCCCUAGAUUUGGCGGCGAAGGCUUUCUGCAGGGUGGCAGUGCCAGCUCUGUUGGCACCUCUGGAGCUAUUGGAAGACCUCAUCCCCAUUAUCGGCGAGAUUGCCGAUGCCAUCGAGAUUGCAGCCACUCCCGGAAUCAUCGAAGGGUGCGUCAAAGGGAUCGAGAAGGAAGGCAAGGCCGAGUUCAAGGUGUUUGGCAAGAAGCACACACUGUCCAUAAACUCGCCCACCACCAAGGCCACAACCGUGCCCUCCCGUGACGACCCAAAAGGCGACAAUCCGUCAAAAACCGGGGACAAGAAUGGAAAAUGCACCUGUGUGGCCAAGCGCGCUCCAGCUGUUCCAACCGAGACCACGUUCAAGAACUCAGAACGCAUGGGGUUUCUUUGCUAUGUGCACUGGAAUUCCCCAGAAAAGACGACAGUGAAAGAAUGCGGAGAAGUCGUGCGAGAGAAGCACGUAACUACACGAGAUUGGUGGUCUAAUGGAUAUGACCUUUAUUACGAAAAUGUUGACGGCAAGAAAAUAAUACACGCCGGUGGACCAGAACUCUUAAUAAGAGAUGGCGAGGGUAAGGUCACCAAAAACACUAAUAUCGGAUCCAUUGGAUCUCGUGGUAUGACUUGGACUGGUGAUACCACUUUCGAUAAAUCCUACGCAGUGUGGCAAGAUAUGGGACCUAUCAGAGAUGGUAUCAAAUACAGCGAGGCUAAGAAAGCCGCCGAAGUUUACGCGCAGAAGUAUGAAGAAUACGGCUAUUUCACGAAUAACUGUUACCAGUAUGCGAACAAUCUGUACUAUUGGAUGGUGGACGGAAUAGAGCGAUAA